Molecule: messenger RNA, 1145 nt
Organism: Magnolia sinica
Lineage: Eukaryota; Viridiplantae; Streptophyta; Magnoliopsida; Magnoliales; Magnoliaceae
Product: vesicle-associated membrane protein 724-like
Exons: 5
Coding region: 136-801 (221 amino acids)
Biological process (GO): vesicle-mediated transport
Cellular component (GO): membrane
Source: RefSeq, a predicted model, not a curated record
UUAAAAAAAGAAAAAGACAAGCAAAAGUCGCCGUUGAGAAACCUUAUUAAAUCCUCAAAACCCUCUCUGUAUAUAUCUCUCGUUCUCAUUCGUCGAGUCAGACGAUUCCUGACUCAGUAAAGAAAGGGAGAGGAAAUGAGUCAGGAAUCGUUCAUAUACAGCUUCGUGGCUAGAGGGACUAUGGUGCUGGUGGAGUACACAGAAUUCACAGGGAAUUUCCCAGCCAUCGCUUCUCAAUGCCUUCAGAAACUCCCUUCCUCCAACAACAAAUUCACAUACACCUGCGACCACCAUACCUUCAAUUUCCUCGUCGAGGACGGAUACGCUUAUUGCGUGGUUGCAAAAGAAUCUGUUGGAAAACAGGUGUCUAUAGCCUUUCUAGAACGACUCAAAGCAGACUUCAAAAAGAGAUAUGGGGGUGGGAAAGCUGAUACUGCCAUGGCAAAAAGUCUCAACAAAGAAUUUGGCCCGCUUAUAAAAGAGCACAUGCAGUAUAUCAUUGACCAUGCAGAAGAGAUUGGAAAGCUUUCAAAAGUGAAGGAUCAAGUUUCAGAAGUUAAAAACAUUAUGAUGGAAAAUAUAGACAAGGCCCUUGACAGAGGGGAAAGGCUAGACGUUCUUCAAGAUAAAACGGAGGAGCUGCGUGAUCACGCCCAAUCAUUUAAGAAGCAUGGGACACAGAUCCGGCGGAAAAUGUGGUUUCAGAACAUGAAAAUAAAGUUAGUUGUUCUUGCCAUUCUUUUGGUUCUCGUACUGAUAAUCUGGGUUUCUGUUUGUCAUGGAUUUGACUGCACCAAGUAAAAUUAAAAGGCGAGCAUUCAGUGUAAUGAUUCACACGGCAAGCUUCACUUGGGAAGUUCAAUUCAACAUGUGAGAGAAAUCUGGUUUCUAUCAGAGGGGCUUGGGAAAUCAGUUAAACCUAUAGAAUUGAGAGACAUGGGAAUUGAGAAUGCAGACCUAUUAGCAGUGAGAUUGGAAAGCUUGCAUCACGGCCGUGAGAUCAAACGGGUCUUGUCAAUAACAGUGUAAUCUCACGUGGGAUUUUUUUUUUCUUUUUUUUUAAACCUGUGUUUACAAGAUGUUACAGCAGUUGCAAUAAAACAAGAAGUGGCAUUAAAGGCACUGGUAUAGGCAUUACAAAGUAA